GUGCCGCGGGUCUAGGCUUUAGCAUCCGGUCCGGUGUCAAUAUCUUCCUGCUCAUUUUCAAAGUUUUCCGUACACCGAAACAUGCCCUUCUUGGACCUGAUAGCUUCAAGUUUGCCGCCAUGCUGGGCACAUUCGUCACUCUUUACAAGUUGCUACUCAACACACUACCAUUAUUCUCCUCCCAUCUUUCUGAUUUCUCACCUCCAUUACUCCCAUGGGGGGCACAGACACCAGUCACCCCUGCCGGAUAUGAUUCUGAUCCGAACUGGAGCUUGCUCACGCCGAGCAAUGAGAAAGGUCCAAUCAAAUUCAACCUGGGAGAUGAUACCGAGGAUAGGCCCGGGGAACCGCAGAUUGACCCCAGUAACAUCAAGGCGACACAUGAGAUUUGGAUUCGCAAGAAGGGUAGAAGGUGGCAUGCCGCUCUUGCUGGUACGAUUGCUGGUGGACUUGCAGUCCUGUGGGAGAAGAGGGAAAGGCGGCUCGUGGAUUACAGGGCUCGUGGAAUGCGUUCUCAGCCAAGAAAGGGAUCAAGAUACCGUUUGGUUCCGUUAUUGUCUUCUCGAUGUGGUAUGUGGAUCGCAAUUUAUAGUGACGUCGAGUUUAACCCUGUAUACACCAGCUGUGGCCAGAUAAUGUACUCGUGGCUACUUCGACCGGAUACAAUACCAAGAUCGUAUAGUUUAUGGAUCGGGGAGGCGGCUAAAGUCCUCCAGCCUACUGUUCUCAUCAAUCGAGCAUUUACAAGAACUGGACAGCCUGAUCCCAAGAAUAUGCAGGAGCUGAUUGAUUGGAAGUUUACCACUCCUUCUAAUCGGACCAAGAUUGCACAAGUUAUGGCACUCACUGCGACUGGUCCCAUUGAACGUCGAUUCAGCAAUUGUGCAGAGACCCACCCUUGGCUUGAUUCCUGCACAUAUGUGCAAAUCGAGCGGUUCCUUGAGGUCUUCAAAUGGAUGUUCCCAAUAUAUGGUGCUUUACAUUUCGUUCCUGCUUUGCUCUUUAAGCGAAAGGAGUGGGCCAAGGACGCUCCAGGUAUGCUGUGGAAGAAUCUCCUAGGAACAGGCAGAAGUUCGACCUUCUUGGGAGUCUUUGUCAUUAUCUACCAAAUCGAGGCACCAAGGAGGAGAGCGGAGUUGGCUAUGUACGUCAUGCCAAAGGCCUUAGAAAGUGCAUGGGUUACUGCACGUGGAAGAGGAUGGGUGCAAGGAGGUGGCCGUGUCGGAGAGACUAUCUUGUGCGCCGCUGGUAUGGGAAUGGUUAUGAGCACAUAUCAGGGCUUGUGCGAAGAAUUUUAUACCAAUUUAUUGGACCUAAUUAAUAACAACACCACACAAUUCAAUUACAACUUUUACAUACUAGUGUGA
Molecule: messenger RNA, 1367 nt
Organism: Acaulospora colombiana
Lineage: Eukaryota; Fungi; Glomeromycota; Glomeromycetes; Diversisporales; Acaulosporaceae
Source: the annotation of a GenBank genome assembly